Molecule: messenger RNA, 462 nt
Organism: Cyphellophora europaea CBS 101466
Lineage: Eukaryota; Fungi; Ascomycota; Eurotiomycetes; Chaetothyriales; Cyphellophoraceae
Exons: 1
Coding region: 1-462 (153 amino acids)
Source: RefSeq, a predicted model, not a curated record
AUGGCCUCCGGUGACCCCACUUCAGGCACACUGCUCCCCGCUCGCGCUAUGCUCUCUGUCCUAGCCACCCUCACCGCCGCAGGUGGCUACCUUGCCGACUGGAACGAAACCCAUGUCUUCAACCCGCGCUGGCCGCCACACGCCAAGUUUCACAACGGGCAGACCAUGUCUACGGGCCUCGGCCUGGGUCUGCUGACGGCGUAUUUCACCUGGCGUAGAACCAAUACAUCGACUAUGACGGGUGCACUGGAUAACCUGUUUAUCGCCACACUGUUCUCUAGUCUGUACUGGGUCACGCAGCUAAGUGCGAUUUUGUAUCCCGGCUCCGACUGGUGUGAUGAGGAAUUCAGGCAUUUGGGCACGCCGCAGAAGAGGGGUGCGCCCGUGCUUUUGGGUGCGAGUUGGUUGGCAUAUGGCGUAGGCUGGUGGAGGGCUGGCGGCGCGAAGGUGAAGGGACUAUGA